AUGAUUUCCACGAAAGUCUUGGCUCUCUUUUUGGUGCUUCUCGUCGCCGUUUGUGUUUAUGCUGAAGAAGAAAGUGAGCAUGGAUUAGAAGCGACCGGACACGAGAAAACAUUGAUCCGAAAUCGCCGAUGGUGGCCAUGGGGAAUGGGCGGAAUGGGAUAUGGAAUGGGUAUGUAUCCGGGCAUGAUGAUGGGCGGAUGGGGAAUGAGACCAUUCGGCAUGUGGGGACGA
This is a messenger RNA of Mesorhabditis belari, 231 nucleotides long. The record is from the annotation of a GenBank genome assembly. Lineage: Eukaryota; Metazoa; Nematoda; Chromadorea; Rhabditida; Rhabditidae.